Messenger RNA from Diabrotica balteata, 782 nucleotides. Lineage: Eukaryota; Metazoa; Arthropoda; Insecta; Coleoptera; Chrysomelidae. The record is from the annotation of a GenBank genome assembly.
AAUAUUUAACAGUUGGCGAUUCUGUCAAGUGUCAGUAAUAGAGCCGGAAACUCUUUCAAAAUAUGACGUUCUCUGUUGAUAACUUCCUUCUAGUCUUUUAGUUUAUUCGUUCAGAAUGGGUAUUAGUAGAGACCAUUGGCAUAAACGAAGGGCCACAGGAGGCAAAAGGAAACCUCUCCGUAAGAAGAGGAAGUUCGAAUUAGGACGUCCAGCCGCAAAUACCAAACUUGGAGCUCGUAGAAUUCACUAUGUCCGUACACGAGGCGGUAACUUGAAAUAUCGUGCAUUGAGGAUCGAAAAAGGAAAUUUCGCAUGGGGCAGCGAAGGUACUGCUCGUAAAACACGUAUUAUUGAUGUCGUUUACAAUGCCAGUAAUAACGAAUUGGUACGUACCAAAACAUUGGUAAAAAAUGCCAUCGUUGUUAUUGAUGCAACCCCUUUCAGACAAUGGUAUGAAAAUCACUACAUUUUACCUUUAGGGCGCAAGAAGGGGGCAAAAUUGACAACAGAAGAUGAAGAAAUUUUCAAUAAGAAACGUAGUAAAAAAGUACAGAAAAAAUAUGAAACUAGGCAAAAAACAGCUAAAGUAGAACCUGCUCUAGAGGAACAAUUCCAAACUGGAAGAUUAUUAGCUUGCUUAGCAUCAAGGCCAGGACAAUGUGGUAGAGCUGAUGGUUAUGUCUUGGAAGGCAAAGAACUGGAAUUCUACAUUCGUAAGAUUAAGUCUAAGAAAGCUAAAUAAAUGUUUUUAUAGGUGUAAACAAUAAAAGUUGACACUAAUA